AUGGAUCGCGCAAGGAAGCGUGAACUGCGCACUCUAAACGAAAAGGCGUGGGAUGGCGAAUCUGACUUGUUCCCCGUUGGAAAGACUCUCGAUUCGUCCCUCAAGAAGAACACCGCUUUCAUCAAACGACUGCGAACCGCCAUCACCGCUGCCACCCUCAGCACAUUCCUCCAGGAAAUCCGAACUUUGAGCCUCCACAAGUACCUCUCCGAGAUCAUAUCUGCCUGCUACGAAGGACUAUGUAGGCUCAAGUCACCCGGCGAGAUCGAGGCUGGCGUGGAGAUCGUCAGUGCCCUCCACCAGCGAUUCGGUCCCGGCGAAUUUACGGAAUACUUGGCUUGGCUGCUUGGGAAAGGUAUGGCAACCCCUGAUAAGAGCAUUCUUAAAACUCUGGCACCCGAAGUCCGCGAGAAGGAGGAAAAGGAGCGUAUUACUCGACAGCGCGCAUUGCUCCGUGUGGUAACCGAGUUGUGGCUCGUUGGUGUUAUCAGGACUCUCGACGACGUUAGCAGACCUGAUGAUACAACAAAAGGAGCUACAAGCAAAACCUCGGAAUUGAAGACCCGGACGGCCAAAGGUUCUGGCGCGGAGCCGUUCCCACUCGAAGUGCUUAAGGAUCUACUCGGGUACGACCGUGAACAUGCAAACCUUCCACUGCUCGUUAUUUUUGUCAAGUCAUUCAGCUGGGAUAUUCUUGGAGUCAAACCCACGGGUACCGAUGGCCGAAAGACAGUGGAGGAGGACGGCACAACGGAGGGAAACGAAGCCGACAGGGACGACGAUGGUGGAAAUGAGACGUCAUCUGAUGUGGACCAGCCAUUCGCCGAGCCAGAAAUGCGCGAACGAUUCAGGAGCAUAUUAAAAAAGUAUUUCGAAGAUGUUAAAGGACAUAUAACCCGGGAUCAGAAAUCGAUACAAUCGCAAGCCCGACGGAACGCUGAAGCAUACGUCAAGUCUGGAGAAGUGUUUGAAGAUCGACAGGCCAACUACGAAAAGCUGGUCAAGGCCCAGGAACGCCUAGUCUCGAAUGCCCAGGUUAUCGCGGAUGCCAUCGGGGCUGAUAUGCCCGAUUUAAAAGAUUCAGACGACUCAUUCGCUGCUUCCAACGGGUCUAUCGGUCUCGUCAAGACGGGCGACUAUCUGCGCUCAAAGGGCGAUGGUGCCGGGAUCUGGGAGGACGAGGACGAGCGACGUUUCUAUGAAAAUUUGGUUGAUCUUAAAGGCAAGGUACCCGCUAUUCUAUUGGAAGAUGGUAAGAAGAAGAAAGCAGACACAGAUGAACAAGUUGGAAAGAAGGUGGACCCAGCCGAAGCCACAGAAGCUAUCAAGACUGCCGAGAACGCUGACGACCAGUCCACAUCCAUCGCAAAUCGAACUACUGGUGCGCAAGUAGAUGCUUUGCUUGCUCGCCUCCCAGAGUUGACCAACAAGGAUAUUGUUGACCAGACAGCCAUCGACUUCUGUUUCCUCAACUCCAAGGCUUCGCGCAACCGGCUUGUAAAGGCAUUGACUGAAGUUCCAAAAGGCCGGAGCGAUUUGCUGCCAUCCUGGUCACGCCUUGUCGCUACCCUGGGCCGAUACAUGCCAGAUGUUCCUAAGGGCCUUGUUGAUUAUCUUGAUGCUGAAUUUCGAAGCCUGCAGAGGCGGAAGGAGAAAGACUUCCUUGGUCAAGUUCGCCUAAGCAACAUUCGUUACCUUGCUGAACUGACAAAGUUUGGCAUUGUUCCUGAACAUGUUGUUUUUCACUGCCUGAAGGUCAGUCUUGAUGACUUUUCGCGCAUGAAUAUUGAAAUUCUGUGCAACCUCAUUGAAAACUGCGGUCGAUAUCUACUUCGAAACCCCGAGACGGCCCCGCGCAUGAUGAGUUUCCUUGAGACCCUGCAGCGCAAGAAGUCGGUCCAGCACAUUGGGCAACCAGAACGUAUGCUAAUCGACAAUGCUGUUUAUUACGUCGACCCGCCAGAACGCUCAGCAAUCGAGCAGAAAGAACGUACUCCUAUGGAGCUCUUCGUGCGCAAGCUGAUCUAUGUUGAUAUGACAAAGAGAAACUACAGCAAGAUCUUGAAGCAGAUUCGAAGACUUCACUGGGAGGAAGCUGAGGUUGUUGCCAUCUUGGAGAAGGUGUUCUCAAAGCCUGGAAAGGUCAAGUAUGGGAGCGUCCACCUCCUCGGUAUCUUGCUCAGCGCGCUCUAUCGCUAUCACCCUGCGUUUGUGGUGAAGGUGAUCGACAACGUAAUCGAGUCUGUGGCUUUUGGUCUCGAGCAGAACGAUUACAGGUUCUACCAGCGGCGUGUCGCAGAAGUGAAAUAUCUUGGCGAGCUUUACAACUACCGCAUGCUUGAACAUCCUGUCAUCUUUGACACCAUGUACAAGAUUUUGACAUUUGGAUACGGCGGCCCCCCUGUUCCUGGUAAAUAUAGCCCACUCGACCCCCCUGACGACUUCUUCCGCAUUCGACUUGUGUCCACGAUGUUGGAGACAUGCGGUAUGUUCUUCAACCGCGGAGCAGCGGGCAAGAAGCUUGACUACUUUCUUUCUUUCUUCCAGUACUACAUCUUUACCAAGGCAUCCUUGCCAAUGGAUAUUGAGUUCUUAGUUCAAGACACCUUUGCUCUUACUCGUCCUCAAUGGAAGCUCGCCGCCGGCCUGGACGAAGCUGUCAAGGCAUUCCAACUUGCUGUUGCUCAAGAUCAAAAGUCUGCAGGCGUCGACAAAGGAGUUGAUGCAGAUGAUGCCACAAGUGACGCUUCGUCUGAUGACGACAACGCGGACAACGAUGAAGAUGGAGAUGACAAUGAUGAUAGUGCGUCCGAAGAAGAGGAAGCAGAGGACGUGGAGGAUGACUCUGACGAUGAGAGCGCUUUUGACGAUGAAGCUAUCGUGGUUACCCGACAAGAAGAGGAAGUUGACCCCGAAGAUGAGGCUGACUUUGAGCGUGAAUACGCCAAGAUGAUGACAGAAAGUCUCGAGUCACGCAAAUUUGAGCGCAAGCAGCUCUUUGAUGUGCCGCUUCCAGUUCGUUCCAAGAACCGGGACGCCAACUCGACAGAGGGAGGCGAAGAUGAGCUUCCUCCUGGUCAAACUAUGGCGUUCUCCUUGUUAACAAAGAAGGGCAAUCGUCAACAGACACGAACUGUGGAACUGCCCUCGAAUUCCACCUUUGCUAUUGCUAUGAAGAAUCAGCAACAGGCCGAGCGGGAGGAACAACAACGCAUCAAGAACUUGGUGCUCAACUAUGAUCUUCAGCAGAGCGAGGAUCAGGAUGGUGGUACAAACCCCCAAUUCCCAAAUCUUGAUCGCAACACCAAUAUUCACAUGUCAACUCAGGCACCGAACGACCGGCGACGUACUACCACAAUCGGCUGGAGAGGUCGAACAAAGACCGGGGACAGAGAUCCCGUAAACUCCAACUCAGCGAUGUCGACUGGUAAACAGACACACGGGUAA
Molecule: messenger RNA, 3447 nt
Organism: Fusarium sp. VM40
Lineage: Eukaryota; Fungi; Ascomycota; Sordariomycetes; Hypocreales; Nectriaceae
Source: the annotation of a GenBank genome assembly